Molecule: messenger RNA, 2718 nt
Organism: Indicator indicator
Lineage: Eukaryota; Metazoa; Chordata; Aves; Piciformes; Indicatoridae
Gene: PKD2
Product: polycystin 2, transient receptor potential cation channel
Exons: 15
Coding region: 1-2718 (905 amino acids)
Biological process (GO): release of sequestered calcium ion into cytosol; detection of mechanical stimulus; potassium ion transmembrane transport
Cellular component (GO): membrane
Molecular function (GO): signaling receptor binding; muscle alpha-actinin binding; voltage-gated calcium channel activity
Source: RefSeq, a predicted model, not a curated record
AUGGCGGCCAGCGGGGGCUGCCGUCGCGGGCGGGAGCAGCUGGAGCUGGAGCGCCUGGGGGAGGCGGCGCGGGCCGGCUCCUGCCCGCCGCCGUCGCCGCCGCUUUCCGCCUGCUCUCGGCAGGCUUGGAGCCGGGACAACCCGGGCUUCGAGCCCGAGGAGGAGGGAGCCGCGGCGGCGGCGGCGGGGCCGGUGCUGGAGAUGAUGGACGUGGAGUGGGGCAGCCCCGCGGCCGGCUCUUCGUCGUCUCUGGGCAGCGGCGCGGCGGGGCCGGGAGGCGGCGGGCGGCGGGCAGGGCGGCGGCCGGCGGCGGCGGGGCGCGGGGGGACGGAGGUGCCGAGCCGCCACCAGCUGCCGCCCGACGGCGCCGCGCCCCGCGGAGGGGCCUGGGCCAAGCGCCUGGCGCGGCGGCUGCGAGGUCUGUGGGGGACCAGGCUGAUGGAAGAGAGCAACACCAGCAGAGAGAGGUACCUGAGGAGCGCUCUGCGGGAGCUUCUCACGUUCUUGGCUUUCCUCCUGGUCCUCUGUGUCUUGACUUAUGGGACAGUGAGUUCCAGUAUGUAUUAUUACACCAGGGUCAUGUCACAGCUCUUCCUGGAGACACCUGUAUCAAAAAUAGAGAAAACUGAUUUCAAAACUCUGUCCUCAAUGGAUGACUUCUGGAAGUUCACAGAGGGCCCUUUGCUGGACGGCCUGUACUGGGAGCUGUGGUACAACAACCAAAGCAUGGCCCAGAACAAAAGCUUCAUCUACUAUGAGAACCUGCUCCUGGGGGUGCCUCGCCUGAGGCAGCUGAAAGUCAGGAAUGGCUCCUGCUCCAUCCCUGAGGACCUGAAGGAGGAAAUCAAGGACUGCUAUGAUGUCUACUCAGUGGCCAAUGAGGACACUGCUCCCUUUGGGCUGCGGAACGGCACGGCCUGGACCUACACCACUGAGAAGGAUCUGAAUGGCAGCAGCCACUGGGGCUCCAUUGCCACCUACAGUGGGGCUGGGUAUUACCAAGACCUCUCAAGGAGCAGAGAAGUGGCAGCUAUGCAGAUUGCAAGCCUGAAGAAGAACCUGUGGCUGGACAGAGGGACCAGAGCAGCCUUCAUUGAUUUCUCUGUGUACAAUGCAAACAUCAACCUGUUCUGUGUGGUCAGGCUGUUAGUGGAGUUUCCAGCAACUGGAGGCCUUGUAACCUCUUGGCACUUUCAGCCAGUGAGGCUGAUUCACUACAUCUCCACUUUGGAUUUCUUCCUGGCAGCCUGUGAGAUGGCAUUUUGUCUUUUUGUUUUUUAUUAUGUGGUGGAAGAGGUCUUGGAAAUUCACAUUCAUAGACUGCACUACUUCAGAAGCCUCUGGAAUUGCCUUGAUAUCCUUAUCAUUGUGCUCUCUCUGGUAGCCAUAGGAAUCAGCAUCUACAGGACAUCAACUGUGGAUGUGCUCCUGAAGAAGCUGCUGGAAGAUCAGAACUCCUUCCCCAAUUUUGAACCUCUGGCCUACUGGCAAAUGCAGUUCAACAACAUUGCUGCAGUCACUGUGUUUUUUGUCUGGAUUAAGCUCUUCAAGUUCAUCAACUUCAACAGGACCCUGAGCCAGUUGUCCUCCACCAUGUCUCGCUGCGUCAAGGACCUCCUUGGCUUUGCCAUUAUGUUUUUUAUUAUCUUCUUAGCCUAUGCCCAGCUGGCCUACCUUGUUUUUGGCACUCAGCUGGAUGACUUCAGCACCUUCCAGGACUGCAUAUUCACUCAGUUCAGGAUCAUUAUGGGAGACUUCAACUUCACAGAGGUUGAGGAAGCCAAUCGAAUUUUGGGCCCCAUUUAUUUCACCACCUUUGUGUUCUUUAUGUUCUUCAUUCUGUUGAACAUGUUCUUGGCCAUCAUCAAUGACACCUACUCCGAAGUCAAAUCAGAUAUGGCUCAGCAGAAGGCAGAAAUGGAGCUGUCUGACCUCAUCAGGAAGGGCUACAACAAAGCCAUGGUCAGGCUGAAACUGAAGAAGACUGCAGUGGAUGACAUUUCAGAGAGCCUCAGGCAGGGAGGGGGAAAGCUGAAUUUCGAUGAACUGCGGCAGGAUCUGAAAGGGAAAGGCCACACAGAUGCAGAGAUUGAAGCCAUUUUUACCAAGUAUGACCAAGAUGGGGACCAGGAGCUGACAGAGCAUGAACACCAGCAGAUGAGAGAUGACCUGGAGAAGGAGAGGGAGGACCUGGACCUGGACAGGAGCUCCCUGCCACGUCCUCUGAGCAGCCGCAGCUUCCCCCGCAGCCUGGACGACUCCGAGGAGGAUGAGGAUGAAGACAGUGGCCACAGCUCCAGGAGGAGGGGCAGCAGCUCCAGUGGGGUUUCCUAUGAGGAGUUCCAAGUGCUGAUGAGGCGAGUGGACCGCAUGGAGCACUCCAUCGGCAGCAUCGUCUCCAAGAUCGACGCCGUCAUCGUCAAGCUGGAGGCCAUGGAGAGGGCCAAGCUGAAGAGGAGAGAUGUCCUGGGCAGGCUGCUGGAUGGGGUGACAGAGGACGAGAGGCUGGGCCGUGAGAGUGAGCUGCCGCGGGAGCAGAUGGAGCGGCUGGUGCGGGAGGAGCUGGAGCGCUGGGAGUCGGACGACGGAGCCUCCCAGCUGAGCCACCGCCUGGGCACGCCCCUGGGCCUCGCCCAGCCCCGCUCCAGGACCUCCAGGCCCUCCUCCUCCCAGUCAGAUGGCCUGGAAGGGGCGGGAGGGAGCGGCGUCCACCUGUAG